GCCCUGAUUGCUCCACAGCACUGCCCCUGCAUUCAUAUCCUCUGCACAGCUCGGCACAGAGGCAUGGGGCACGGAGUCCCUGCCAUUGCUCUGCUGGGCUCCGGGACCUCCCACCUCCUCCACCAAGGGCACCAGGCUAGAACCGAGCAGUGACUGGGCCCCCCAGCCAGCCUGUGGGAAUGCUGCUACUUCUGCUCCUUGUCGGUGCUCUCUGCCACCAGGGAGAUGGGGCAGCCCUGCACACCUUCACCAUGAUUCAGCUCACCCACCUCCCAGACAGCAGCGCCAUUGAAUUUUGGGGGAAUGCCACUCUGAACGGGGUACUGACCCACAGCCUGCAGGGCUUCAAUGCCAGCCAGCUGCUCCCGCUGGAGCCCCCGCCGCGGUGGCAGGAGAGGGAGAGCAGCCUGCAGACUUACUUACACUCCUUCCAUGCCUUCGUGCAGGUGAUCACCAAGGAGAGGGAGGUGCAGUACCCCCUGCACUUGCGCUGCAAGCUGGGCUGCCAGCUCUCCCCUGAUGGCGCCUCCCACAGCUUCUACGAGGUGGCACUCAACGGAGACGACUUCCUGAGCUUCCGGGCAGCCAAUGCCAGCUGGGCACUAUUGGGGCACAAGGAGGGGGACAAGCUGGCCACAUUCGCCCAUGCCCAGGUGAGCCGGUACCCACAGACCACCUCCGAGCUGCAGUCCUUCCUGGAGACGACGUGUGUGGAGUUCGUGAGGCAGCACAGCAAGAUGGAUGAUGCCAGGACUGAAGGACAGCAGAGGCGUUCGCACACCCCUCUGGCGCUGGGCAUCACCUUGGGAGCCUUUGCCCUGGCAGCCUUAGCCGUAGGAGUCUUCCUCUGCACGGGAGGGCGAAGAUAGCAGCGCCAGAAGAGGCCACCCCCCACCCAGCCCUCGCGGUACAGCGUGGGGGGGACUCAGCAGCUGCCGCCCCCAGCGAGGGGAAGGGAACGCUGCUCAGUCCCCACCGCUGAUCAGCUCUGCGUGUGGAUCACCGCCCCUAAAGUACCAGCUCCCCAGCUAUGCACCUGGCUGGCACCGGACCAGAUAUGGGGCAGUACCCGUCCACUGCUCCCACCGCACCCUGUUCUUGUAGCCACCCCCGGCCCCCUGCCAGUAGCAAUCUGGCUGCCCUCUCCCAUUCCUCGCCUGUCCCUAUGGGGAGCCCAGGGUCUCAAGCAGUGACUCAGACACCAAGUAGCCCUCCUGGAGCCACGGCAGGAUUGGGCCCUUUGUCCAUCCUUGGGGGGCUUUGCCCAGCCCUGGUUUGGAAUACUCCCAGCGAGGGCCUCGGGGUGGGUGAUGUGGUUGGAGAUGCGGCCAGGACCUUUGCAUGGUCCGGGGUGAGGGUUGUUACAUUGACAUAGAUUUCUGUGUGGGACGGGGCUGCCCAUUCUGGGCCAGAAACUGGGAGGGUGGCGUGGCGUGGGGGCAUGUCAGCAGCCAGGCUAGCUGACACUGAGUUUCGAAGAAGCACGUCUGACCACGCCAGAGAGGAAGCCAACACACCCCCAGGGGCAAACCUGGCAUCACCCAGCCAGGAGGGGCAAGCUCAGGCACUAGCGCUGGGCGAGGAGGGGGCAGCUGGACCACCAGCCAGCUCCUCCCCUUUGGUGGCAGGGGAGAGCCAUGCCCGACUCAUAGGCAAGGCCUCACAGAUGCUCCCAGUGCUUCUCCUUUGACUGAGCGAGGGCACGGGUGGCUGUAACCAGUGGCACCGGGCGUGGCCAUCUGGGUGCCUGGCACCGUUUACGCUCAGCCGGGUCAGGGAAGGUUCAAUCUGUGCUCUAUUAGCCUAAAUCCGGUGUUGAGCAUCCCGAGUGGACUGUGUGAACAGCCAACAAUUUCUUGGCACUGCCUCGGGGUGGCCCUGAAUCAGCUCAGGAGCCACCUGCCUCCUUGCCAACCAGAGAGGGGCUCUGCAGUACAAAGAGAGGAUUCAAUCGUUUGGAGGAACGAGGUUGAGGCCAUGCAGCUCAGUGAACCUGCUGGAUGAAGACAUGCAGGAUCCCACACCCCAGGGGUCAAAAAAAAAGUGUUGCCAACCCUUCAGGAUUGGCCUGGACUCUCCAGGAGUGAAAAAUUAAUCUAAUUAAAGAUUACGUCAUGUGAAGAAACCUCCAAGAAUACAUCCAACCAAAAUUGGCAACCCUAAAAAGCAUGAGUCAGGCUGCAAAAAAGGCACGGGAUUUAAAACUCUAAUAAAUGCUGGGUUCGUUUGA
Molecule: messenger RNA, 2230 nt
Organism: Chelonia mydas (Green sea turtle)
Lineage: Eukaryota; Metazoa; Chordata; Testudines; Cheloniidae
Gene: PROCR
Product: protein C receptor
Exons: 4
Coding region: 180-869 (229 amino acids)
Biological process (GO): negative regulation of coagulation
Molecular function (GO): signaling receptor activity
Source: RefSeq, a predicted model, not a curated record